UCAGUGUCGUGAUUUUCAAAGCUUUAAUGUUUAUAAUAUAUACUGACUGAAAUUUAAAAAAAAUUGAAAUAAAGAUGUCAAUAUUUAUUUUGCGAUCUUAGAUAAACAUAAACUCGAUAAUUUAAUAUGCUUAGUUAUUAAAUACUAUCCAAAAUGCUUCACUCUUGGAUGGAAUUCUGAGAUACAUGUAAGGAUGCCUUGUCCAAAGUUCAUUUUACUUCACACUGCAGUUCCUAGUUCCUACAUCGAAGGAGGAAAUAACCUUUUGAAGACAAAAGGUAUUGCCCUUUGGCAUAAAAACAAUGACUGAAAACACAUUUCAUCGUGCCUUUAUCAAACUAGGCUUGACAAAAUUGUAUCAUCCGCCUAAAAGACCAAGAUAAAGAAUGGGCUGGGCCGUUUGACGUCAAAAAAAAAAAAAAGAAUGGGCUGAAAUAGAAAAAUAAAAUCACAACAUAUUAUUUCCAAAACAUCUUUACCACAUCAAACCCCACAGACUUUAAGGGUGAGGCUUUAUUGGGCUCAAAUGGAUCUUAAUUUUACGCCAUCGGGCCUACAUCAAUACUUUCCGUUUGAAAUUAGGUUCUCUCCUUCUAAUUCAUCUCCCUGUUUUUACUUUUCAGUUGUGCUAUUUUUUUUUGGUAAAUUAUGUGUUUCUUAUAAUAUUGUACAAUAUCAAUGUGUGAAUAAUAAGUGUGCAUCGUGUAAAGGAAAUCGACUACGUGGAUUCAUUAUUUGCCACUAACUUCACCACAUAUAUGUCAUAACCUUCCAAAUUUGACCGCAACAUAUUCAUUACAAUGACGUUACAAAGCAAAGUUGUUCCCUACAUUUUGAUAAUUAAUAACUAUAAAAGUAAUCAUAAUGAUUACUUUUUAUAGUCAUCAUAACCAGUAACGUUUAAAGUAUUUUCUUUUUAGUAGUGUAGGUUACAAUACAACGUAAUCUUUUAUUUCACAUAAAAGUUUUGUUUUCAUACUUACAUAAUACAAGGAAGACAAUAAAAACGUAAUAUAUAUCUUUUAGUCGGCCUUGUUCUUUAGAUAUUUCUCAUCUUUUCAUGUCGACCUAAAAGAUAUUUCUCAUAUAAAUACUCAAACAUGUCGCUUCAAAACGAAGAUACAAAGAUAUUAUUCUUAAGUUCUUAUACGAGACCAUACGAACAACGGUCGAUAAAAGGGCACAAGCGUAAAAAAGCAAACAAAUGAAAACAUCUCAACAACAACAUCGUUGCGGUUCGACACUAGUACAAACCAUCAAUGCUCCAUUGCCUCUGGUGUGGUCAAUACUACGACGUUUCGACUACCCGCAAGCCUAUAAACAAUUCGUUAAAACGUGCGAUCUAAGCUCCGGCGAUGGAGGAGAAGGCUCUGUCCGUGACGUGACGGUGGUUUCCGGUCUUCCGGCGGGUUACAGCAUAGAGAGGUUAGAUGAGCUAGACGAUGAGUCUCACGUAAUGGCGAUUAGCAUUAUUGGCGGUGACCACCGUCUCCUUAAUUACCGGUCUAAAACAACGGCGUUUGUGGCGGCAGAGGAGGAGGAGAAGACGGUGGUGGUGGAGAGUUAUAUGGUGGAUGUGCCGAAAGGAAAUAGUGUGGAGGAAACAACGUCCUUUGCUGAUACCAUCGUUGGGUUUAAUCUUAAGUCAUUGGCUAAGCUCUCGGAGAAUAUAUGGCACCCAAGCGAAAAUCGUAGUUCUAAAAUUUGUAGUAGUUAAGUUAUAGUUUUUAAGUUGUAAGAAUUAAAACCCUUAUUCAAGGAGAGUUUAGAACUUUAGAUAGUAACGAAGGUACUUUGUAUAAUACAGUACAAUCUCUAUAAAUUAAUAAUGUUAAAACUUUAAAAUUUUA
This is a messenger RNA of Brassica rapa (field mustard), 1850 nucleotides long. Its product is annotated as abscisic acid receptor PYL11. The record is from RefSeq and is a predicted model, not a curated record. Gene Ontology annotation, molecular function: protein phosphatase inhibitor activity; signaling receptor activity; abscisic acid binding. Gene Ontology annotation, biological process: abscisic acid-activated signaling pathway. Gene Ontology annotation, cellular component: cytoplasm; nucleus. Lineage: Eukaryota; Viridiplantae; Streptophyta; Magnoliopsida; Brassicales; Brassicaceae.